Messenger RNA from Sphenostylis stenocarpa, 1857 nucleotides. Lineage: Eukaryota; Viridiplantae; Streptophyta; Magnoliopsida; Fabales; Fabaceae. The record is from the annotation of a GenBank genome assembly.
AUGGCAGAAGCAACAAAGAGCAACCAAUAUGGAAAACUAGAUAUAUUGGUAAACGAUGCUGGAAUUCCUGGAGCACAUUGGGAUGGUGAGGCUUUGGCUGCUGCAUUUUCUGUUGAAAAUGGUGGCAAUGUUGAUUGGAGUAAAGUAUCAACUGAAAGCUAUGAACUAUCUGAAGCAGCUCUUAAAACAAACUAUUAUGGAACCAAGGAAUUGACCAAAGCACUUAUUCCCCUUCUCCACCUUUCACCCUCUCCAAAAAUUGUCAAUGUUUCCUCAUCCACAGGAAGGCUUCAGAACAUACCGAAUGGAUGGCCUAAAGAAGUACUGAGUGAUGUUGAAAAGCUUACAGAAGAGAAGAUUGAUGACAUUUUGAAUGAAUUUCUAAAGGACUUUAAAGAGGGUACCCUAGAAACCAAAGGCUGGCCUCUUGCUGUGCCUGCAUAUAGUGUCUCAAAAGCUGCUCUGAAUGCCUACACAAGGAUUCUGGCCAAGAAGUACCCCUCAUUCUGCAUCAAUGCUGUUUGUCCUGAUUAUAUCAGAACUGAUAUUACCAAAAAUACUGGUUCUCGAACACCUGAUGAAGGUGCUGAAGCUGCUAGGAAUAGCAUAGAUGAUGAAGGGAAUAAAGAAAAAAGUGGGAAAAUAAAGCAGAUACUGGAGGUUGAACAGAAACAGGGUGGUGAAAUGGAGGGAAAGAGAUUUUUUGUGGCGGUUCACGUCGGCGCCGGUUACCACUCACCGACGAACGACAGAGCUCUCAGGACUGCCAUGAACCGCGCUUGUCUCGCCGCCGCUUCCGUUCUCUCCAACGGUUCGGGAACGCGCCUAGACGCCGUCGUAGCCGCCAUUCAAGUGUUGGAGGAUGAUCCCUGCACAAACGCUGGCAGAGGCUCCAAUUUGACUGAGGACGGUAGCGUGGAAUGCGACGCGAGUGUUAUGGACGGCAAAAUUGGAGCUUUUGGGGCUGUUGGGGCAGUGCCAGGUGUCCGAAAUGCUAUACAAAUUGCCGCUUUAUUGGCCAAAGAGCAAAUGAUGGGAUCUCCGUUGUUGGGUCGAAUUCCUCCAAUCUUUUUGGUUGGCGAAGGGGCUCGCAAAUGGGCCAAGGCUAAAGACAUUGCUUUGCCAACAAGUAUCGAGGAGGCCAAUGAGUGGUUGGUCACAGAAAGGGCUAAAGCACAAUGGAUAAAAUACAAAUCCAUGAUUGAAACUGCUAGAUCUAAGACAAACAACACUCCUGAGGGCAAUUCUUCUGUUUCUCAAAGUACCACGAUAGCAGAUAGUGCUUUGGAAGAUAGCGUAAUGGACACUGUUGGGGUUAUUUGUAUAGAUAGUGAGGGGCAUGUUGCAUCUGGAGCCUCCAGUGGUGGUAUUGCUCUAAAGGUUAGUGGACGUGUUGGGUUGGCAGCAAUGUAUGGUUCAGGGUGUUGGGCAUCAUCAAAAGGGCCCUUUGGGGCUCCAUUCAUGGCUGGUUGUUGCGUAUCUGGGGCAGGAGAGCACCUAAUGAAAGGAUUUGCUGCUAGGGAAUGCUGUGUUUCAUUGUCACUCUCACAGUCUGGUGCUGCUUCUGCUUGCACAAAAAUUUUACGCUCUGUUGUUGAGGAUGGCAGGCAAUAUGGUACUGAUAGCAGUGCAGGGAUCUUGGUUGUGCAGUCAGAUGCAUCUUUAACAGAUCAAGGAAAAUCAUCAAGGCUGAAGGCUGUAGAGUUUGCCGCUGCAUACACUUCCUUGUCUUUUGGAGUAGGAUAUUUUGGAAGCUCUAUGGAGCGUCCCAAGGUUUCCAUUCUUAGGAGUACAAAACAACAAAGCCGGACAGCAAUAGAUCAAUUUGGAGCACGGAUAGAUCUUUCAAAUGGAUAG